This is a messenger RNA of Acaulospora morrowiae, 978 nucleotides long. Lineage: Eukaryota; Fungi; Glomeromycota; Glomeromycetes; Diversisporales; Acaulosporaceae. The record is from the annotation of a GenBank genome assembly.
AUGAAUAUUCCAACGGCAAUAGUUAUUUUCCUUAUUUCAAUUAUAAGCAAUUUCACUUUUGCGACAGAGGGCAGAAAUACUGUCCAACUGGUUCCUUUCAAUGUGCAGGUACCGAUUACUGUUGUUCAAAAGAAUGUGGUGUCAUUUGUGAUAGCAAGAAUUGUUGUGAACCGGGCUAUAUUUGUUGCAAGACUUAUUGUUGUAAGACGGGUUACUCCUGUUGUGGAGGCACCUGUUGAUAACAAAGUUUUCAAGUACCGAGAUAUUGCCAAAACUAAUGAUGAUAAUACCCCUGCGUAUGAUUAUGAUUUCGACAAUAAAAAAUUAAUUAUAACCACCUUAGGGAAACUAACAAUCAACGGAAAAAUCGAGAGCAAAUUUGACGCUGACCAUGUUUUUGAAGCGCAAAUUCUUCCUAAUUUCCUUAAGAGCUUGGGAAGUUAUGGCGAAAAAAUAUGUAACUUUAUAUUAAACUCACCCGAUUUUCUGUACAAGAUCCAAGAAAUCAUUAAUCACAAGAGCAAUCUACGGUUCCUUAUUGACCGACUUAACUCUGGCAAAGGGAACAUAUUUCAGGGAAAUAAUUACAAGGAAAGGCAAGGGGUAAAAGAUUAUCUAAGUACAGAUGAUGCCUACAAUGCGUAUUCCAAUACACGUAAUAAAGUUAGCGCUUUUCUAAAAGAAGUCGUGAACGCAAUGCCUAACGUCCUAAACAAAAGGAAUAUUGGCAUAACACCAACGCAUACUUCCGAAAGAGACUCGGAUUUUAAUAUCACAAUGCAGAUAUCCAAAAGAGACUUGAAUUUGAAUUCCACUUCCUUUGAAGAUUAUUCACGGUUUAUGUAUGAAGAUUUGACAGGCAGGAAACUGCCUCCAGACGGCACUUCUUCAAACACACCCAGCAAGUCCUCUUCUACCUUAUUGUUUCCCUGUUUUUUCAUAACAUCAACAGUAAUUGUGUUAAAUCUUAUUUUUUAA